This is a messenger RNA of Tremella mesenterica DSM 1558, 726 nucleotides long. RefSeq lists its product as uncharacterized. Lineage: Eukaryota; Fungi; Basidiomycota; Tremellomycetes; Tremellales; Tremellaceae. The record is from RefSeq and is a predicted model, not a curated record. The transcript has 4 exons. Gene Ontology annotation, cellular component: mitochondrion. The annotation marks the transcript as partial. Gene Ontology annotation, molecular function: lipoyl(octanoyl) transferase activity. Gene Ontology annotation, biological process: protein lipoylation.
CUACCAGCGAUAAGAUAUCAUAUCUUCCGUCAACCCUUACCUUACCCCUUAGGACUGAAACUGCAAGAAAAAGUCAUAGAUGCUAGAUUGGGGAGAAAAGAGAAAGGUGUAAGAGUGACACAAGAUAUCGUAUUUCUUCUUGAGCACACACCAACAUAUACUACAGGAAGAAGAGACAACACACCUAACCCUGAUCACCUUCACCCUGAAGAAAAGAAAGUUCAGAAUGUUGGAGCUGGGUUUUAUAUCACUAAAAGAGGUGGUCAGGUGACUUAUCAUGGUCCUGGUCAAUUAGUGGGGUAUCCUAUAUUAGAUUUGAAUGUCAUGGAGCUAUCCACUCGAUGCUACGUAGACAAAUUACAACGUCUUCUAGCCGGGUAUUGCAUCAAUGAUCUCAACCUCCCCGAUAUUUCAGCCCCUCAUCCUGACGGACACGUAGGAGUUUUCUCCUCUCCCGUAGAGAAAGUAGCAUCCAUAGGUAUUCACUUACGACACCGUAUCACCUCUCACGGUUUCUCCAUCAACGUGACUCCUGAACCUAUAAAAUGGUUUGAUCUCGUCCUUGCUUGUGGUCUUGCAGAUGUUCACGCCAUCUCAAUAAAUCAACUCCUUCAACGUACCUCUCUAACCACCGGAAUAUCUGCUCGUCAAUUAACAGUGGAAGAAACAGCCCGGAGUUUGUUGAAAGUUUUUGAGAAAGCUUAUGGAAGGGAAAUUGUUGAUCUC